Molecule: messenger RNA, 2551 nt
Organism: Toxoplasma gondii ME49
Lineage: Eukaryota; Apicomplexa; Conoidasida; Eucoccidiorida; Sarcocystidae
Product: splicing factor, putative
Exons: 7
Coding region: 136-2157 (673 amino acids)
Cellular component (GO): U2AF complex; commitment complex; U2-type prespliceosome
Molecular function (GO): pre-mRNA 3'-splice site binding; poly-pyrimidine tract binding
Source: RefSeq, a predicted model, not a curated record
CCGCCGUCCUCGCGGGAAGGAAGCGCUAAUGCAUUGAGUGAAAGGGAUCGGUGGAUCAGUCGAGAUCGACGCGAGAGCUCGGCAGAGCAGUCAAACCCCAGGGUAUGCCGCCAUACAUCUCGCGAACGCACCUUUAUGCAGCGCGGCUCACCGAGGUCGGAAGUUUCCACGUCGUCACGGUCGCUUUCCUCGCGGUCCGUCUCCCUGCGCAGAUACCACGAGCGACGACGUGGAUACUCUACAGAUAGGAGCAUCGGACGCUCCUUGUCUCGAAUGGAUUCCCGGGUAGCCUAUUCGCGUAGAGGGCGUUCGCGUUCCUGUUCCAGUCGUAGCAAUCUAUCAUGCAGUGAGAGCAGAUCGCCUAGCGUGAGACACUCGCGUUAUGGAUCAUCUUCUUUCUCCCGGGAGCGAUCCGUUUCGUUUGCUUCUUUCCACCAUUCUCCACGCAGCACUCAGCAGAUUGAGAGGAGCGGGAUAUUUCCUCGACUGCCACCGUCUGAACGACACAGGGGAUUUCCUCUUGGACCGACGUGCGGAGCCGCUCACGCAGAAAGGCAGUGGUGGCGGAGACGGGGAGGAGGUGGUUGGCCAGCAAGAGGUGGAGGCCGAGGAGGAAGAGGAAUGUGGAGAGGCAGAACUGGAGGACCUUCGUUUGGGGCCGAGAGAGGAAGGCACGGAUACAGGGAGUAUGGAAACAACUCCUGGAUGGAUCGCUCUCCAGGCUGCGACUCCGAGGAAGAGUACAGGAGAUCGCGAAGCAGGGAGAGGGCGAGGAGGAAAAAACAGUACGAGACCAUACAGAAGUACUGUAAGACGAGCGAAGGAGAGCGACAAGUAUUCUGGGACGGUUUCCAGUGGGUCCGUAAAACAGACAGGGAAGGUCAACUGAUGUACGAUCAACAAAUGAAUGCCACUCGACGGGCGAGGCGCCUUCACGUCGGCAACCUUCCCUUACAGCUGGAGGAGGCAACGGAGGAUGACUUCAAGCGGCACAUGUGGCACGUGAUGAGGUUGAACAGCUCAUGCGCAGAUCCGGCUGUCUGUCCGAUUUUACAUGUGUGGUUUGCACGAGACCGUGGUGGCAAUUAUGGCUUCGUUGAAAUGGCCUCUGUCGAGGAAGCUCACGCAGCGCUGCGUCUUGAUGGCAUGCUUUGGCACGGCCUUCCCAUAAGAAUCAACAGGCCAACAGACUGGAAGAACAGUGUUGGCGAUGAAAGUGUCCUUGGGGCAUUCGCUGGGACUUCAGGACUGGCUCUGGCAGAAAGUCUGGCGGCUGCUGCUCAGCAGGCUACUGUCACUGGGAAUGACACAGGUCUCGUCAGCCUCAUUGCCUCGCUUCCGGAAGAUCAGCGGGCAGCUGCGCUAGAUCUGGUCGCCAGGCACAGAGCGUCACAACGGGCGAACCACCAACAUGUCGACGUCAUUCAGAGUCAGAUUCAGGCCGACCUUCUUUCUGGGCAACCUUCCCGCGUCGUUCGCAUCGCUUGUCCAUCGAAGAUAGAACGGGACGAAGAAUAUGAUGAGAUUCUCAGUGAUAUCCUGGCGGAGUGCAACAAGUACGGACACGCUCUUGCAGCACUCAUAAUCCGCCCGGAACUCGAGCAACUCCUCCCGUCGGUUACCGUGGGGGAUGUUUACCUGGAAUACGCCUCGUGCAUACAGGCAGAUCACAUUAUACUGACAUUCUCUGGGAGAAUGUACGACGGCAAGCCUCUUCAACUUCAGCGCUUCAACGAGCUUGCGUGGCGCCAGACAUUCCACCAGCACGCAACACCGCUUCUGAAUCAGGUUUUUGAGAAAGCUCUCGAAGGCCUGCAGCCAGCCAACGUUCCGGUGACAGCUGAUGUGGGUGUUGUGGCCAUUGAAGCUGCCGGAGGGGAUAAAGACAAGAUCGCUGCAUGCACUGCUGGUGCUGCAGCAGCACUCGCUUUUUUAAAUAGCGGCCCCCAAACGACCUCGCGCACAAGCACUCAAGUUCCAUACGGCCCUCAACCACAGCCGCAGACGGAGGCGUCUUCCGAAGAGAAGAACUGUAAGGACGCCGUAGGAGAGAACGACAGUACGACACAGGACCCAGAAAACCACAUCCACGACGACGGCUCUGUCACUUGUGGCACGGUGGGGCGCGUAAGCGUCAGCACAACGUGCUCAGAAUGAAACAAAGGAGGCCCCGUAGCGGCAGAGAUGUUGCUUCCGGGUUUCAGUUGUGUGCGGUAGUCUUCACUAAAGACAAGGACGGAUGCGUGUAUGACGGGAUAUUCCCGUUUUCGUGUCGGGAAGCGCAGCUUCAGGAAAUCCGAAAGAAACUGAAUUCGGUCCCAAAACUGUGAGCAGGAAUUACCAUUUCCUGACUUCGUACAUGCCGUGUCCAAUUUUAGGCGUUUUUUGUCCGUACAUGUUUUCGGCUUAGUCCACAGGGAAAACCUCAUUCGCCUGUGGUUCGUUGAACUGCUUGUUUUGGCUACACGAAAAAAAUGCCUGUGUCACAUUGUCAAACAGCCGUCUCACUGGAGACUGCAUCCCGCGAAUAAAGUCCACUUAAAUACACAGA